Messenger RNA from Rosa chinensis, 1627 nucleotides. Its product is annotated as glycosyltransferase BC10. Gene Ontology annotation, molecular function: glycosyltransferase activity. The record is from RefSeq and is a predicted model, not a curated record. Lineage: Eukaryota; Viridiplantae; Streptophyta; Magnoliopsida; Rosales; Rosaceae. The transcript is spliced from 2 exons. Gene Ontology annotation, cellular component: membrane. Bases 286 to 1509 code for a protein of 407 amino acids.
AAAUUCAAGGCCGAGACCAGACCCUUUCUCAUUUCUUCUCUCUCUUUUCUCUGAUCUACGUCCCUGGUAAGGGUUAACCCGGCCUUUUGUUCUUCUGGGUUUUAGUUCAUAUUGAUACAGUCCUUGAUUUUCUGUAUCAAAUAUUUUCAUUGAUAUAUAAAAGGUUCAUAAAUUUACAGACUGUCUUGUAAAUUUCCUUGGUUCUUCUUAACAUUUAAUUCAACUCGAGUAUUUCGCAAUUUUGAUAUCGAGGUUUCAAGAAACAUCUGAUCUUUAAUUUACAAGAUGAAGGGUGGUAGUGGUGGUUCUACUCAGAAUCUGAGCACUGUAAAAUUUUUUCCAAAGCUCAUCAAUGUCCAACUCCAUCACCUCAUCAGUGUCCUCUCUUAUUUCCUCUUAUUUGGUGUUGGAAUAACCCUCGGGAUGAUCCUUACCUUCUAUCUCAAAGACUUUUCUUUCAGUCUCCAACUGGCCCAAUUCUCCUUCUCAACCUCAUCAUCUUCAUCUAAUCGAAACACGAUACUGCCAAGUGUGACAGCUGCGCAAACCAAUUUGAGUCACCCCCAGCACAUCGGAUUGGAGAAAUUUCUGAAACCCCCUAAGAUUUUGCACGACAUGAAUGAUGAAGAAUUGCUAUGGAGAGCUUCUAUGGCUCCACGGAGAUCCGGAUAUCCAUUCCAUCGAGUUCCGAAAGUUGCCUUCUUGUUCUUGACAAAGGGACCAGUUUUUCUGGCCCCGUUGUGGGAGAAGUUCUUCGAAGGGCAUCAAGGUUUGUACUCGAUAUAUGUGCACUCGAAUCCGUCUUACAAUGGAUCGUACCCCGAAAGUCCGGUGUUUCAAGGCAGAAGAAUUCCUAGUCAGGAAGUGGAAUGGGGAAAUGUGAAUAUGAUUGAGGCUGAGCGCCGCCUAUUGGCAAAUGCCCUUCUUGAUAUCUCAAACGAUCGCUUUGUUCUUCUCUCGGAGUCAUGCAUCCCCCUCCACAACUUCAGCACCAUCUACCACUUCCUUGUAAAUUCAAAGCAGACAUUUGUUCAGGUCUAUGACGAUCCAAGUAGUGUUGGGCGCGGGAGAUACAGUUCACACAUGUACCCGCAAAUCUCAUUGUCACAAUGGAGGAAAGGGUCUCAGUGGUUCCAGAUAGAUAGAGACAUUGCCACUGAAGUUGUCGCAGACAAAAAGUACUUCCCACUUUUCCAGAAGUACUGCAGGGGCUCAUGCUACGCAGACGAGCAUUACUUCCCAACAUUUGUUCAUAUGAAAUUUUCUGCAAAGAAUUCAAAUAAAACCUUGACUUGGUAUGACUUUUCGAGGGGUGGACCGCACCCUGCCCAGUUCACCAGAACAGACGUGACGGUUAAUCUGCUGAACAGCUUCAGGAAUGGUACCAAAUGUUUUGAUUAUCUAAUGACAGGCAAAGUUUGUCCUCUCUUGUUUGCUAGGAAGUUCACUCCUGGCACUUUGGAGAGACUGCUGCGGUUUGCACCAAAAUUGAUGCAGUUCAACAGAUAGAUCUAUGGUGCUGAGUCAUCGGAUUAAUCAUCACUAAUUUAUUCAUUCUUGGAUUGAUUAAGUGUAGAGUACAAAUUGAAAAUGAUAUUUCCGAUUAUUAUAAGGUUUUUUGUUUUAA